Molecule: messenger RNA, 952 nt
Organism: Medicago truncatula (barrel medic)
Lineage: Eukaryota; Viridiplantae; Streptophyta; Magnoliopsida; Fabales; Fabaceae
Exons: 5
Coding region: 99-731 (210 amino acids)
Source: RefSeq, a predicted model, not a curated record
GCGGGACACAUGAUACUGAACUGUUGAAAAUUGAAAUGUGGCGGUAACUCUCAUUCAUUCAAAGCGUUUGUCGCAUUGCGUAACAGAACAACACAACAAUGGAAGAUUCAGGAACGAUUCUCUCUCACAUUUCAUCUCUCAAGGAAAUGCUCGAUCAGGUCAACGAAGAAAUCGAAGCUCAUAUUCAGGUCACACGCGAGAUCGAAUCCAGCAUCGUCAGAUGCGAAGAGAUGGAGAAUCAUUUUGCAACUAAGGAAGCUGAAUUGAUCGGAAUCUGUGGCGUUUUGCAGUUCGACACUGUUGGAUUUGUAACUGUCGCUGCUGGUUUCAGGGAAUCAGUGAGUACUUUGGAGAAGGAGCUGUGCUGUCUUAAAAACAAGAGGGACGAUAUGGUUAACAGAAUGGAUGAAAAACGGGAAGAAUUUACAACACACUGCCUAGAAUUUCAAAGAGAAAUUGACAAUAGAGAAAAUUGUAAAGUCAGGACUUUGUUGGCAGAGAAAUAUUCACUUGAAAAUGAAAUUCAACUUCUGGAUGAGAAGAAUUGUGUUUUGAAAAAUUCGGUUUUGGCAUUUGUAGAGGAAAUUCUUGAAGAUCUUCAUAAUUCAAACUCAGAAUUAGAAGCUGAAAUUCAGAGCAAAAACUGGGAGAAUGAGAGAUUACUUAAUGAUAUCAAUGAAUUGAAGAGUACAAUGUUUUCAGCAAUUGGGAGCAGUGAUAAUCUACUGUAAAUUCCUUUCUUUAAUCAAAAGUUAAUUCAUAGUUCUGAAGUUUGGUUUGUCAACUUUGCCAAAUUUGGUCAUUAAUUAAGAUGGAACAUUAAUAUUUGUAAAUGAUACUGUUAAAAACUUAGCAGUGAUCAGUCUAUUGUAGUUUUCAUGUUCUGAUGAAGUAGUAAGAAUGGUGUCAGAGAGCUAGUCCUUUUGGUUGAUAAAUAAUUAGCAUAGCUAUA